Messenger RNA from Schistosoma spindalis, 1056 nucleotides. The record is from the annotation of a GenBank genome assembly. Lineage: Eukaryota; Metazoa; Platyhelminthes; Trematoda; Strigeidida; Schistosomatidae.
UAAAUUGUUUAGCCCCUAAUUUAAGUAAUCGUGAUUAAUGUUUAUACGAUCCACCAAAUUUGAGAUUGGUUAAAUGAUAUAGUGAUCACAGAUCAUAUUCAUUUAAUUGUUAAUUUAAUUCAUUUUCUUAAUAUUAAACCCAAAAAUGGAGAUUUUGAUUGUUCAAACAGGAGGUACAAUAGAUAAGUGUUAUCCCAAAAAUAUUGGGGGUUAUGCCUUCGAAAUUGGCAAUAGUUAUGCCAUGGAAAUUUGCAGUAGAUACACAUUGCCAAAAAACAUAAAAUUUCAGCUCACCAAACCAUUUUUAAAGGACAGUUUAGAAAUCUCAAUGGAAGAUAGAUCUGAACUUAUAAAUUUAUUGAUUCAUGCUCAGUUUGAGAAGAUACUUAUCACUCAUGGAACGGAUACAAUGAUCGAAACUGCACAGUAUUUAACUAAUUAUGAAGAGAAACUUAGAAGCAAAUGUAUUGUGAUAACAGGUGCCUUUCGACCCGGUGUAUUCAAAAAUACAGAUGCCGACUUCAACGUAGCAUUUGCAAUUGGUGGACUGAUAAUGUCAAAUAAACCAGGAAUUUUCAUAGCAAUGCACGGUCAGUUUUACCAACCAAGUGAAGUUAUUCGUGAUGAAGAAACAGGGAAUUUCAUUCCAAUCGGAAAUGAAAAGUGAGAGCCACCAGAGCAUAACCUAGUAUACAAUUUAGAUUCUAGUCAAACGUUCACCACAGGAAUCAGCUUGCUACUGUUUUCAUUUAAAAUAGCAUAGUUUGAUUAUGAACAGCGAACAACUAAUACAAGUUUGAGAAUUUUAGACGCAUUUAACGAGAUAAUACAUUUGUUUUUUUACUUUGUAUUAUUACUAUCUUUCUUGGUGCUUUCAUUUAAAAAUAAUUCUUAAAAGCUGCUAGUAUCAGCAUGGAAAUUUCUCAUAGAUUUUAUGGGAUAGCUGUCAAGAAGCAACAUUUUAUGUGACUAAUUACAUCGCUUAGUUUUUUUAACCUCCAGUUUGAGCUCGAAAUCACUUUUCAUCAAUAAAUUUAUUCUCAAAUACAUAUUUAU